GGUUGUCUUGCUCUGCAUGCUUUUUAUCUUCAGCAGCCGUCCUUCGGAAAUUAAUCUGGCCAUCUCUGCCCUGUGUUCUCUUCUCCUCCUUCCCACUAAUUUCUUGCAUACCCUUCACUACCUCCGCAUAACUUCUGUUAUGGGCCACUGUCACCAUUUCUCUGUUGUUUCUUUUCUGCCUCUCUUCCUGUUUCUCAUCAUCAUAUCGCGGCCUAUUGACCCAAAGUUUCUGCCCCCCCACCCAAAUCUAGUCCAACUGUCUUUCUAAUUCCUUCUCAUCUUUCACUUCUAGAAAUCUCACAAAGUCAAAUUUACUUUCGUUCUUGCUUUUUCUACUUGGGCUGUAGAUGUCAUAAACUCGUCCAUAUUUCAAGAACGUCCUCCACAUAUCCCAUAGCUCCACUCGUCUGGACAGUUGGUGAAGAAGUAUGAUGUGGCUUGCUUGUACAGACCCCAGUUGUAUGUCCCCUCUUCCUUCCGUUUCCGAACCUGGUACUGAUUACUCUGCCCUCUCCCUAUGAAUGCUGGCUCCCCCCUCCGUUGGUGACUUCUUCCAUAAGAAUCUGCAUGCUCUCGAUUCAGUGCCGUCCGCCUUGCCCGUGAACUCUUGCUUGAAGUGGCUUGACUCAAAAAAAUUCCAAUUCGAAGUUGUGGCGGUCGGGCUACCAAUGGUUACAUGGCCACUGGAAUCGGUACAAUUCUGCAACGAAAAGUUGGCAAAUGAAGUUGUGAAGAUUGGAGUUGGUGUUGGGGUAAAAGAAUGGGUUAGAGUGGUGGGUGAUUUUGUGAAGAGAGAAGCAAUAGAGAAUGAUGUGAAGGAGAUAAUGUUCGGGCCUUCGGGGAGAGAGCAGAGGAGAUGAGGAGCAGAGCCAGGGGCAUUAGGGGACCUGGCCAAAUGGGCUGUUGAGAGAGGAGGCCCGUCGUACCAUAAUUUGAGUUGUUUUUGGAAAUAGGAAAUGGAAUAAUUUGAGUUGUUUGAUUCAAGAGCUCUUGAGCUUACCCGGCAGUUGAAUAAAGGAAAGAAAGAAUG
Rubroshorea leprosula is the source of this 1030-nucleotide messenger RNA. NCBI's taxonomy places the organism in Eukaryota, Viridiplantae, Streptophyta, Magnoliopsida, Malvales, Dipterocarpaceae. The record is from the annotation of a GenBank genome assembly.